GGUGAACUGUGAAAAACAUGAGCCCCAAUAUUUCUCUCAACACCAAAAACUAAUCGUAUACCCAUAUUUAUUUACUUUAGUCAUGUUCCUACCUUUGCCUUUGCAAACAACACUAACCACAAGGACGUGAACAACAUUUUAAAACUGCAGCUGCUCGGGAAAAACUUUCUGCUGUGGAAAGUGGCCCCACAUAAAAACACAUUGGAGCGAGGUCAAAUCAAAUCACUGCAAAUGUUUGACAGGCCCGACUACUGGCCAAUGGGAUAGGUGUAAACAUGCUACCGGGGGCGGGAUCUAAGGUAUCCCAGUAUCCUCCACUCCAGGUGCUUUGUUGUUCUUGUGGGACAGAAAGACGCAGGAAAUACUCGUGAAUUAUCCGUGAUUCGCACGGGUUAAGUGGGGAUAACGUUUCCCCGGGUUAAUUCAGUCUGAACCAGGUCAAAGUGCGGGGUUAAAGCGAUGUCAUGCGGGGGAAACACGCGUAUUUGUGGAACUGAGCAGUGAGUUAGCAUUAGCUUCCUCCCCGCGGAGAGAGAGGGUGUCCGGACUGGAGCGGAAGAGGAGAAACCCACCGGGAUGCCUCACGCAAGUUGGGGGAAACUGUGUUUCACCGUCCCUCCCGGACUCCCUGGACUUUAAACACGGAGGAUGAGCCGGUGCCGCUGAUACAGGAACUACAAGAAGCGUUCGGCGGCGGUCCUUUGGCUGUGAAACGUGCCACUUUAGCGAGUUAGCCACGUAGCCUCCCGGCAGGAAGACGCUUUAAAAUGGCGGAGGGUUGGCCCGUUGCUUCGGCCCUUGUCCUCACGCUGCUCGGCCUGGCUGCCUGGGCCCUCGAGGCUUGUCCGGCUCCAUGCUCGUGUUCCAACGGGCCAGACGGGUCCCGGGUCAUGGACUGUAACAGGAAGAGGCUGUCGGCGGCUCCUCUGGACCCAGAAGACGGGAUAACACAAGUCACCAUGAAUCACAACGAGCUGACUGCUCUUCCGUUUCUUGGAGAUGUUUCCUCAAACAUCACCUCGCUGUCAUUAGUCCACAAUCGGAUCUCGGAGCUGUCGAUGCACCAGCUGCAGCCCUACAUCUCCCUGGAGACGCUGGACCUUACGUCCAACUCUAUCUCUGAGCUCAAAGCUGGAUCCUUCCCCUUCAUGCAGCUGAAAUAUCUGAAUUUGAGUAAUAACAAGAUCAGUGUCCUCGAGCCCGGUUGCUUUGAAAACAUCUCCAGCUCCCUGCUGGUGCUGAAGCUGAACAGGAACAGAUUGGCUCUGCUGCCAUCCAAAGUCUUCAGACUCCCUCAACUUCAGUUCCUUGAAAUGAAGCGUAACAGGAUCAAGAUAGUGGACAGCCUCACAUUCAAAGGGAUGGACUCACUGAAGUCACUGAAGAUGCAGAGGAAUGGCAUCACUAAGCUCAUGGAUGGAGCCUUUUUUGGACUUAACAACAUCGAAGAACUAGAACUGGAGCACAACAACCUAACGGAGGUCAACAAAGGUUGGCUGUAUGGCCUGCGCAUGCUGCGUAUCCUGCGGGUCAGCCAAAAUGCAGUCAGCAUCAUCCGACCAGAUGCCUGGGAAUUCUGCCAAAAGCUUGAGGAACUAGACUUGUCCUUUAAUCAUUUGACUCGACUGGAGGAGACGGCUUUUGUGGGAUUAGGUUUCUUGGAGAGCCUGAACCUGGGAGACAACUCCAUCAGCCAUUUGGGAGAGGGAGUGUUCAGUGGUCUGUCAAGUCUGCGUACACUAGAUAUCCGCAAUAAUGAAAUCUCGUGGGCCAUCGAAGACUCCAUUGGCGUAUUUAAUGGAAUGAAGAAGCUGAACACACUAAUCCUACAGCGGAACAAAAUCAAAUCAAUCACGAGGAAAGCAUUCGAGGGCCUGGAGGAGCUGGAGCACCUGGACCUGAGCAAGAACGGCAUCAUGUCGAUCCACCCGGAGGCGUUGUCCCACAUGAAGCUCAAAGUGUUUAUACUGAACACAAGCAGCUUGCUGUGUGACUGCCACAUGCAGUGGUUGGGGCCCUGGCUCACAGACAGUCUGUUCCAGCAGUCUGUCUCUGCUGUCUGUGCUCAUCCGGCCAGUCUACUUGGUCGCAGCGUCCUGACCAUCAGCCCGGAAGAGUUUGUUUGUGAUGAUUUUCCCAAACCUCACAUAACAACUCACCCGGAGACGUCGGUGGCACUGCGGGGGAACAAUGUGACUUUGAGCUGCGUUGCCACCAGCAGCAGUGAUUUACCGAUGACCACAGCUUGGAGGAAGGACGGGGAGGUGCUGUAUGAUGCAGAAGUCCAAAACUACGCCCGGUUUCAGGAGGGAGAGCUCAUCUACACCACGAUGCUCCACGUCCUUAACGUCAACUUUACUGACGAGGGGCGCUACCAGUGUGUGGUCUCAAAUCACUUCGGCUCCAACUACUCCAACAGGGCCAAGCUUACUGUCAAUGAGCUACCAUCUUUUCUGAAGACUCCCAUGGACCUGACUAUCAGGACAGGGACAAUGGCCAGGCUGGAGUGCGCUGCCGAAGGUCAUCCAUCACCCCAGAUUGCUUGGCAGAAGGACGGAGGCACAGACUUUCCUGCCGCUCGAGAGCGAAGGAUGCACGUGAUGCCGGAUGAUGACAUCUUCUUCAUCGCGGAUGUGAAGACCGAAGACAUGGGAGUUUACAGCUGCACGGCUCAGAAUGCAGCUGGUAGCCUGUCGGCCAACGCCACUCUCACCGUCUUGGAAACUCCAUCCUUCAUGCGGCCGCUGGAAGACAGGACCGUGGCUCGUGGUGAAACUGCCGUGCUUCAGUGUAUAGCUGGAGGCAGCCCCGCCCCUCGUCUCAACUGGACCAAAGAUGACGGACCCCUGGUUCUGACAGAGCGCCACUUCUUCGCCGCCGCCAACCAGCUACUCAUUAUUGUAGACGCCGGUCCUGCCGAUGCGGGGAAAUACACCUGCAUCAUGUCAAAUACUCUGGGAACGGAGCGCGGCCACAUCUACCUCGGUGUCUCGCCGUCGCCGAACUGCGAAACGGGUGCAGGGUACGACCAGGACGGCUGGACCACCGUGGGCAUCGUGGUGAUCGUGGUGGUGUGCUGUGUGGUCGGAACCUCACUAGUCUGGGUCAUUGUGAUCUAUCACAUGCGCAGAAAGAGCGAGGACUACAGUAUUUCAAAUACAGAUGAAUUGAAUUUGCCGGCAGACAUCCCCAGCUACCUGUCCUCUCAGGGAACUCUGUCAGAGCCGCAGGAAGGAUACAGUAACUCUGAAGCUGGCAGCCACCAACAACUCAUGCCUCCUCUCUCCAAUGGAUACGUCCAUAAAGGGACAGAUGGUGUGUGUUAUGGAGACACGAGCAGUGAGGUGGAAGCGGAGGGGAGCGGCGUGCUGCACUGCCGGGUCGGCUCUCUGUUCACUGGCCGCAGCAGUUUCCACCCUGGGGAUCCCCGUGAGGGACUAGCUGGAGUCCCCACAGGCGGUGCAGGUCAGCUGGUCAUCUGCUCCGACUGCUACGACAACGCCAACAUCUAUUCCCGCACACGGGAGUACUGCCCGUACGCCUACCUGGGAGAGGACGACCCGCUGGACAAAGCUCUACCAGGCCUGAAGGAGAACUUCAUCGAGCACGGCCAGCAUGUGGACACGGCUCUGGAGAACCUCAUCAGCAACCAGGACACGUCCCUCUUCCUCACGUCACAUGACAAAAGGUCGAGCAGCCACACUCCCCCGCAGCACUACGCUAAUGAUUCCCUCAGCAGGUCGUUCUGGGGAGACGGGGAAGAUCUGUCCUCCAAACCUCGUCCCGGAGCGUCCCAGCACCCAGUGACUGUUCACAGGACCCCUCCCCUGGCGUCCACUGCAGAAGGGGCAGAGGGGCACAUUGAGGCAGAGGCGGACUACUUCCCUAUCCAAUGCACACAGGACCACAGAAGUGCCUCUAAUAGGACUAACCCUCAGGAGCACCCUGCUCCCACAUAGGUCCUCACAGUCCAUGUUCCACCUCUGACUCCUUGUUGCUGCACCCCUCCCCCCUCCUGUUCACCCACUACCUCCAAAGAGACUCCUCACAUUCUGCCAAAGAUGCUCUCUUGUAUGUUUACAUUCCUCUUUCACUCAAGAGGACACGCUAACGUUCUCCUCUGUGGAACGACUGCUGUGUCAGGCUGGAGAAAUGGACCGGUGAUUAAAGUGACCUCCUCCUCGACACCUCCACCUCUGCAGGGCUCUUAUCCCCCCACGUCCUCCGCCACUCCUCUUUUCUCUCUCCACAGAGAGAAAGCUAUGAAUGUAUGCUUUAAAGAGCCAUGUUGGAUGGGAUUGUCCCUGCUGCUGCUGCUGAGGGGCUGAAAUGGUUUGUUUCAUCAUUCCUGGUACUGACACCACAUGACUGAACUAGACAUUACAAACCAUCUCUUUCCAACUCGGAGGGGAGGGGGGUUUAAAUGGGGGACUAUUGUAGCUCCCUCACCAGCAGAUUGUGGUGGUUAAUAUAGGGAAGAACCUCAAAAGCAUAUGUACCACAUUCCCACAGCUUUUCUGUCUGUAAACUAUGCUAUCUAGUAUCCUGUUAUGCAAAUUCCAGAGACAGUUGAACACCAAACGUGGUGUAUAUUAUGAAUAUAUAUGAAUAUAUCCUAUAUCAUCUUUAUCUGAUCUUGUUUUUUCGUCCUGUGUCAAACACAAUCACUUCGUAUCAGUUUGCUGGCUAUUUUUUCUCGCGGUUGUCUCCUCGAUGGCCUUAUGUUUAACAAGGAUGCUCAGUAACCUCAUCAGGUGACAUUAUGGUUUGUAAACUGGAAGCACUGAAUCGUUUUCCCCUUCUUCUCAUGUCUUACAGGCACUUAAUGCAAUGGAGGUACAGUUUUAAACGGAAUACAUGCAGUUAGCCUGGAGACUAAACCAAUCAGCGAGCUUAUGUUUGUUUGCUCUUGCAAAUCGGUCCAUCCCCAACCGCCUGUCUGCUCAGACAGAAUUCCUCCGACCUGCUGAGGUCGUUUAAAUCCAUGAUCACGACUCUAUUAAACAGAACUGGACAUUUUCUCUAAAAGAAAACCUGCACUUAGGCUUCAUCCAUACGUGAUACGUCUGCCGUCCACACUCCAGAGGCCUUUGUUAAUAUAAACAUACAACUAAAUGUAUUAAGAGGUUCCAGACCCAUUUGUAAAUGCAGAUCGGUGAGAUAGUGUCAGGCUAACACGCCAUGUUACUCUGUUAGGUUUCAUCUCCACCAUUUUUUCCCACAAAGUCCAUGAUCCUUACGCAGAAAUUGAUUAAGCCUUAAGUUUUCACCUGGGACUGAAAUAUGAGAAUGUAUUGUAUUAUUUUAUACUUGUAUGUAUGUAUGUAUGUAUGUAUGUGUACAUAAGGUUAUGGUCCAUGGCCUAUAAGUCCAUUUGCAGAGAGGUUUGAGAUGUAAGCUGCAGUAACUCUUUUAACAUUAAGCCUUUAUUGUCCCGGCGCUGUCCAAAUGUUUUUAAAUGUUACCACACACUUCAGUCAGAAAUUGUUUUUUAUUUCCUCAACUGAGACUCUCAGUUCAAUUAUCAAACAGCCUUCAAACUCAGCAAUACCUUUUCCAAAUGUCUGCCUUCGCUUCUGAGGAUGUGAAAAUGAAAAUGCCUUUGCUGUAAAAGAAUGUGGACGUGUUUCAACAGGUUUUUUAUCUCUGGUUCUCCUUAGAAAUCCUCCUGUACUGUUGUAGCUCGGCAAAGCUCCGAUCUCAUUGGCUUUGUUUGUAACUGGCCUUGAAAACCUGCCUGUAUGUGCUCUAGAUAUUCAGUCUGCAGUUUAUUAGGUACAUCUAGAAAUACAUGAUUCAGUUUAAUCCAACAGUGAUGCAGUAAAUGAUACGUCUGACAACCUGUAUUUUCUAGGUUUUUUUAAAUUAUUUCCAUUUGUUGAUAAUCAUGACUGCUACAUUCUGCUCUUCUAGUUGUGACCAAGGAAUGAUUUCACCAUUCACAUCUCCUCCCUCUAUAAUGGGAUAUGGUACUCUGAUUGGUUUAUUGCAUGUUACACUUAAAAAGACUAAGUACAAACUCUUUAAACCAUGCAACUGUUGAAUCCUUUUUUUAACACUUAAGCUUGGAAAAGAAGCAAAAAGCUUCAUCACACUUUCUGCUUCUCUCUGGUUUGUGCAGACGUUUAUUUCAUGUCAUUCUAGCAAACUUUUUUUCUUAUUUUUGUCAAUUUGCUAGAAUCGGAACAUCCCGUGCCUGUUUCUUCAAACGCCAGAAAACGAAUUAUCUUUCCUGACUCUCCUGAGUUCCUUUUGUACUCGACACACUCUCUGUUUCUGUGGAAGCAGGUAUCUGAUGGUUCUUUAUGUCAUUCUGGCUUAUACCUCUGAUCAGUUUCAUGCCCCUUGAAAAAGUUAAAAAAGGAAACUUGCAGUGGCAUGUCACCGUAAUGGAGUUCCAUGUCCCGGGGGGGAAAUACAUCAAUUCAGUAUUUAUUAUUUUCUGCCGACCCACUGAACACAAUGUGCAUUUAUAAUGUCUUACUCUCUGAAACGUCCUUUAUGACUUUAUACCAAAGUUUAGCAGUAACUGCUCUGGCAAUAUCCAAUGCUGCUUUUUUGUAUUGUUGAAGUUUUUCAUUUUGUUUAGUAUUUUUGGACCUUAUUUACCUGUACAUUCUGUAAAGCAUGUCUAAAGAGACUUUUUGUUACAUAGCCAUUACUCUAACAUUAAACAUGAAUUCUGAUAA
Platichthys flesus (European flounder) is the source of this 6689-nucleotide messenger RNA. It is a transcript of the gene lrig2, whose product is annotated as leucine-rich repeats and immunoglobulin-like domains 2. NCBI's taxonomy places the organism in Eukaryota, Metazoa, Chordata, Actinopteri, Pleuronectiformes, Pleuronectidae. The transcript has 18 exons. The record is from RefSeq and is a predicted model, not a curated record. Bases 768 to 3959 code for a protein of 1063 amino acids. Gene Ontology annotation, molecular function: protein binding.